This is a messenger RNA of Carassius carassius (crucian carp), 1623 nucleotides long. RefSeq names its product mucin-2-like. The record is from RefSeq and is a predicted model, not a curated record. NCBI's taxonomy places the organism in Eukaryota, Metazoa, Chordata, Actinopteri, Cypriniformes, Cyprinidae. The annotation marks the transcript as partial. The transcript is spliced from 2 exons.
AACUCACCUACUACUGCAACUACACUUCCCACUACUGUUUCUACAACAGAAACAACACAAACAACUGAACCUACAACUGAGAUUACGACAAACUCUCCUACUACUGCAACUACACUUCCCACUACUGUCUCUACAACAGAAACAACACAAACAACUGAACCUACAACUGUGAUUACGACAAACUCUCCUACCACUGCAACUACACUUCCAACUACUGUUUCUACAACAGAAACAACACAAACAUCUGAACCUACAACUGAGAUUACAACAAACUCACCUACUACUGCAACUACACUUCCCACUACUGUUUCUACAACAGAAACAACACAAACAACUGAACCUACAACUGAGAUUACAACAAACUCACCUACUACUGCAACUACACUUCCCACUACUGUUUCUACAACAGAAACAACACAAACAACUGAACCUACAACUGUGAUUACGACAAACUCACCUACUACUGCAACUACACUUCCAACUACUGUCUCUUCAACAGAAACAACACAAACAUCUGAACCUACAACUGUGGUUACGACAAACUCACCUACUACUGCAACUACACUUCCCACUACUGUUUCUACAACAGAAACAACACAAACAACUGAACCUACAACUGAGAUUACGACAAACUCACCUACUACUGCAACUACACUUCCCACUACUGUCUCUUCAACAGAAACAACACAAACAACUGAACCUACAACUGUGAUUACGACAAACUCACCUACUACUGCAACAACACUUCCAACUACUGUUUCUUCAACAGAAACGACACAAACAUCUGAACCUACAACUGAGAUUACAACAAACUCACCUACUACUGCAACUACACUUCCCACUACUGUUUCUACAACAGAAACAACACAAACAUCUGAACCUACAACUGAGAUUACGACAAACUCUCCUACUACUGCAACUACACUUCCCACUACUGUUUCUACAACAGAAACAACACAAACAACUGAACCUACAACUGAGAUUACGACAAACUCACCUACUACUGCAACUACACUUCCAACUACUGUUUCUACAACAGAAACAACACAAACAACUGAACCUACAACUGAGAUUACGACAAACUCACCUACUACUGCAACUACACUUCCCACUACUGUUUCUACAACAGAAACAACACAAACAACUGAACCUACAACUGUGGUUACAACAAACUCUCCUACUACUGCAACUACACUUCCCACUACUGUUUCUACAACAGAAACAACACAAACAACUGAACCUACAACUGUGGUUACAACAAACUCUCCUACUACUGCAACUACACUUCCCACUACUGUUUCUACAACAGAAACAACACAAACAUCUGAACCUACAACUGAGAUUACGACAAACUCUCCUACUACUUCAACUACACUUCCCACUACUGUUUCUACAACAGAAACAACACAAACAUCUGAACCUACAACUGUGAUUACGACAAACUUUCCUACUACUGCAACUACACUUCCCACUACUGUCUCUACAACAGAAACGACACAAACAACUGAACCUACAACUGCGGUCCCAACAACCCCUAAAACAACCCAUGGUAGAGCCCACCAUGACCACACCCAGUACCACUACACCUAUAACCACACCUACCACAACUACAACCACACCUAA